This is a messenger RNA of Fusarium graminearum PH-1, 2605 nucleotides long. RefSeq lists its product as uncharacterized. Gene Ontology annotation, molecular function: acyltransferase activity. The record is from RefSeq and is a predicted model, not a curated record. The coding region runs from base 397 to 1155 and encodes 252 amino acids. NCBI's taxonomy places the organism in Eukaryota, Fungi, Ascomycota, Sordariomycetes, Hypocreales, Nectriaceae. The transcript has 2 exons.
CGCAGAAUCUGACAUCGCAACGCCGUCUCAUUUGUUCUCGUCAACCGUAGCCGAGUCCCUUUUUACCUCCUCAUACGACGACUACCAAACAUAAAAGCGAAAGCCAUCUCAUGUCUCGAUAGCUAACCCCUCCGCUUGUCCUUGUCCUCUUCUUUUGUCUUACACCACGCGAUCACCAGCAUCAUGGAAAAGUACAGUCAAUUUCGCGAUCGAGCAACGGGUAUUGCGCCCUUUCUUCCCGUCUCGACACCCGUUUCAGCAGUCGCGAUAUUCACCCACGCCGCCCUCUUCCUCUUCCGCCUCCCAUUCUUCAUCGCCUAUUUCAUCGGCUACUUUCUCUUCUUCCACUUCCUUCCGCUGCCCGUCAUCUUUAGAAAAGUUGCCCUUUGGGGUUUGAUGGCCAUACCGGGAAUAUGGUGGAUUGAUCUGCAGCUCGACGGCGUCAAACGUGGCACUUUGGCGGACCAGCCCCGCGAGCGCUUCCCUCACCCCGGUUCAGUUAUUGUUGUCAACUUCUCGAGUCCCAUCGAUGCAAUCUACCUCGCCGCCAUAUUCGAUCCCAUCUUUACGGUCUCAUUUCCUGAUACCCGCCUUGUCCAGCGUGUUAGCUUGCUGGGUGCUGUUCUGGCAGCUCUCUCGCCAGUGCGAACCGCUCCUCCCAAGAACGCCAAACUCGUCGAAAUCAAGGACCUUUUGGCCAGCAACCCGGGACAAGUCGUGGCCGUUUUCCCCGAGUGCGGAACUAGCAAUGGAAAGGCCAUCUUACCUUUCAGCCCGAGCAUCCUUCAAACACCGGCCGAUGUCCACAUUUUCCCUGUGAGCAUUCGAUAUACACCCUCCGACGUCACGACACCUGUGCCUGGGAAGUGGUUUCGAUUCCUAUGGGAUCUGCUUUCUCGACCAACGACAUGUAUUCGUGUGCGCAUCGCCGAGGGACAGAUCAACACAUCCGUGGCAAAAGUCAACGGUGUCUCGCAUUCUGACCCCACCGAGCUGCGCCGACGUAACGAUGUGAGCGCUGGCGUCUCUGCGGACGAACAGCGUGUUCUUGACCGCGUGGGCGAGGCUCUGGCUAGGCUAAGCCGUGUCAAGCGAGUUGGCCUAACGAUGAAGGACAAGGCGUCUUUUGUUGACGCACUGAACAGCAAGAAAUGAUUACGAUAACAAAUGAUGGAAGAGCCCGCGAAGAGACGUCAGUUGGUUGGUUCGUGAAGUUAUUUCAUUCGGAAGAAGUGGGAAAGGAGUUGUCGCAUUGCAAGGAGCUUGGAGGUUAUUUUGUUCAGUCAGCCAAAUACCCACGAUCUUUCAUAUAAUCGUAUUUUCUGGGUUGAUCUUUGUAUUUCAUUUGAUGGGUCUUAAGUUGUAGCCAGUUGAGUAGACUCGCCAAGCGCAGAACACUUCAUGCAUCAACAGUCACAAAGGAAAAGAUCUUGGCGAGAUACUUAAAACAAAAAAUAUUGGGAUAUAAGUUCUGACCCAGAAAAAUCUAAAUUCGCCUUUUCCGACCUCAUUAAAAUGAAUUACAUCGUGACAUAUAACAGUUUUGCUUGGCUUUCGUGAGCCGUUUAGUUCUUGAGACCGCUAUCGGUGACACAGCCCUCACUGGCGUUGGUCACCAGUCGAGCGUACUUGCUGAGUGUGCCCUUGGUGUAUCGGGGAGCGGGAGCCUUCCAGGCCUUGCGACGGCGAUCAACCUCUGCCUCGGGAACAACGAGGUCGAUAGCACGAGACUCGGCGUCGAUAACGAUGGUGUCACCGUCCUCGACAAGGGCGAUAGGGCCACCCUCCAUUGCCUCGGGGACAAUGUGACCAAUAAUGAAACCGUGAGAACCACCAGAGAAGCGACCGUCAGUGAGAAGGGCGACAUCCUGUCCAAGGCCAGCACCCAUAAUGGCAGAAGAAGGCUUCAGCAUCUCAGGCAUACCGGGGCCACCCUUGGGUCCAUCAUAUCGGAUGAUAACGACAGUCUUCUCACCCUUCUUGAUCUCACCAGCCUCAAGGCUAGAGAUGAAGGCGGGCUCGGAGUCGUAGACACGGGCCUUACCCUCGAAUCGGAGACCCUCCUUGCCAGUGAUCUUACCAACACAGCCACCAGGAGCCAGGGAUCCACGGAGAAUCUGGAUGUGACCGGUAGGCUUAAUGGGGUUGCUAAGGGGGCGAAUGAUGGUUUGAUCCUCGGGGAAUCCAGGCAACUCCUCGACGUUCUGCUUCAUGGUCUUGCCAGUGACAGUGAUACCAGAGCCGUCAAUGAUACCCUCCUUCAAGAGGAACUUGAGAAGAGCAGGAGUACCACCAAUCUUGUGCAUAUCGGCCAUGACCCACUUUCCAGAGGGCUUCAGGUCGGCAAGGAAGGGAGUGCGGUCGGAAACCUUUUGGAAGUCCUCGAUGUCGAGCUUGAUACCGACAGAGUCGGCAAUUGCGAUAAGAUGCAGAACAGCGUUGGUGCUGCCACCAAGGAUGGUAGUGACGAUCAUGGCAUUCUCAAAGGCUUGGCGAGUCAUGAUGUCACGAGGUCGGAUAUCUUCCUUGAGAAUGUUGCGGAUAGCAGGUCCAACAGCCUCACACUCGGCGAUCUUGCUGGGGUCCUCAGCAGGGCUGCUGCUGC